Messenger RNA from Pristis pectinata (smalltooth sawfish), 2130 nucleotides. RefSeq names its product syntaxin-binding protein 4. Gene Ontology annotation, molecular function: protein binding. The record is from RefSeq and is a predicted model, not a curated record. Lineage: Eukaryota; Metazoa; Chordata; Chondrichthyes; Rhinopristiformes; Pristidae.
AUGAUUAAUACGAUCAGGACAGUACUGGGCCCCUAUGGGGUAGACCGGAGAGUACAUUGCGUAGAUUUUACAGACUGCGAAAAUGGAUUGGGAAUUAAGGUUAUUGGAGGAGUGAAGGAGCUGACCGGGGAGGAGUAUGGUCUGUAUGUGAAAAGGAUUCUGCCUGGUGGCCUUGCUUCAGUUGAUGGUCGUCUGCAACCAGGAGACCAGAUUCUUGAAGUUAAUGGUGACAGUCUGGUGGGAGUGACAAAUGAAAGUGCAGUGGAAAUCCUUCGAGCUGCCUCUUCAUCCAAUAACAUGAGGCUGAUGAUUGCAAGGGAUGAACAGGGCAGGCGAGAAUUUUCAGAAUUGUUAGAGAACCAUGAAUCCAGGAGUAGUACAGGAUCAGCACGGAAUUCACCCACCCCACGAGGAACUGGUAAGUUUCAUUUUCUUUGUGACAGCAGAUCGUCAGGCACCUCAUUAACUUCCUUGAGCCCUCAACUGUUGAGCCCAAUGAGUUCCCGCCACUCAUCCAAUGGAAACAGCGAAAGUUUACUUCGUUCCAAUGCACCCGACGAAGAAAUCCAGCUUGUUACCAUCACCAAAUCCGCAGCCCUUGGACUCACUGUCUCAGGAGGAUCCAACAGGCCAGAUGGACCCAAAGUGUAUGUGGAGGAUAUCAUUUCUGAAGAUUGCCAGAAGGAUGGCCAACUUCGUCCAGGAGACCAGCUGGUUGCAAUUAAUAAAAAGUCACUGAUUGGCGUGACGCACGAAGAAGCCAAAAGCAUCCUCAAGAAAAUAAAGUUGACGAAUGAAGGAACCAUAACAAUUGCCUUUUUACCAGGCAAAGGACUUUUGCAUCGUCAUUCCUCAUUACACAAUACAGACGACUCAGCUCAGAAGAACACAGGAAAUGGCUUCAGUUCUUGUAGACUGAAGGUUCACGUGAGAACUCCCAAGUCUCAACAUGAAGACCACUGUCUCGUGCCAUCUCAGGUCACCAGACAUUUGUCCAGCAGAGCUCACUGCCUCAGCUGCCAAAACAUCCAUUCCGAAAGAAGUGCCCAGAGCAAACUGAAAGUCUGUCUGGACCCUCAUGUUCGUUUAAAAAUGGAUAAGCUCGAUUUGGCACUGAAGUAUCUUGGGCUACAUGUGACAGAGGAACAAAGAAGAGCACUAAGACAGAGUCUCAGGAAUGACUCUCAGGGAACUGUAGCCUUUGGAGAUUUUGAGCAGGCAACAAGGAAUAAGCUACCAAAGGAGCUAGAAGAUGUUGGUCUCAGUCAGAGUCCCCUGAUGUUUUAUCCUCAUGAAGUUGCAAACAUUUUGGAUACAACAGCUUUCCAAUCUCCGAUUUUUAGCUCUGUCAUCUCCCGUGAGUCAGAGAAUCUGGAACAUCUGCAGACAGAAGUAACCGAGUUACGUCAGGAAGUGAAAAAACUGAAGGCUCUUGUCAAGGAGACAGAGAAGAGCAAGAAGUCACUGGAGGAUGAGCUUCAACAGCUCUCUCAGAAAGCCACAGCUGCACUUACAGAAAACAGGACUUUACAGAGCAAGUUGCAGUUAGCCGAUUCAGUCCAGCAUCAGGCCCUCAGUGCUGAGCAGGACUACGAGGAGGUGAUCCGUCUUCUGGAAGCUGAGAUCACAGAUCUCAAAACUGAGCUGGCAGCGAUGCAACAGAAGGAGUCUGCAGGGGGUUCCAAGGAGGAUACACAAGAUCUGCAACAAAGGUUGUCGGUUGCCAUCUGUCAGCUGCACGCAUCUGAGCUCGCCCGCAAACAUUUGGAAAUCUCAAACAAGAAACUAUUUUCCUUUGCUGAGAAAGUCCACAAAGUUCUAACAUCUGCCACCCUGCACCGGACUGAUCAAAGGCUAAACCAGUCCAAGAAAACCAGAAGAGAAAGCAGCCUGGCCCCUCCUGGACCUGAAGGUCAACUCGCCAUUGAAGCCAAGGAAUUGACUGAGUGGGUCUGUUCUCUAAACUGUGAAAAUGGAAGGGGUUACAACACUGGCUUUGACAUCCAAGAUGGGAAUUUUGAAAUCAAGGUGCUGCUUAACAGGGAGCCAGUGUUGGUCAGCAAGCCCAGAAUUAACGGAUUGUUGUUGUUCUGCUCACCACAUUACAGGAACGAUGAGAUUGCACUGUAA